Molecule: messenger RNA, 2704 nt
Organism: Lutzomyia longipalpis
Lineage: Eukaryota; Metazoa; Arthropoda; Insecta; Diptera; Psychodidae
Product: ATP-dependent RNA helicase DDX42
Exons: 3
Coding region: 282-2609 (775 amino acids)
Molecular function (GO): RNA binding; ATP binding; RNA helicase activity
Source: RefSeq, a predicted model, not a curated record
AGUUACGACACAUUCAAUUUGAACGGGCGAUUUUUGAAGUUUUCCUGCACUGCGAUUUUUCUUUAUUUUCCUUAUAACAAAAUUCUCCCCCAGGGAGCGUGAAAAAUUGCGUGAAAACCCUAAAAAUACCUUCCUCAGCACCACAAAAUCCCACAUUUCGUCUUUCUUUUGUGUUUUCCGCAAUGUGAAUUGAAGUUGGAAAAGUAAAUAGGAAAAAAAAACAAACGUCGGGAAAAACCAAAACAAAGUUUGAGGAAAAUUGUGAAAAUUCUUGAGGAAAAAUGAGCUACAAUCGUGGAGGGGGAAGCUUUAAUUUUGGUGGCUUCCAAAUGAAGAAGCCAGCAUCGGCAGGAAAUUCCCAGAGUAAGCAAUUCUCCCUGAAUGCUGUGCCGCCACCCAGCUCCCUCAAUCAUAGCGGAAGAUCUACCUCGGGAGCACAUAGUUUUGGGGGUGCAGCAGGUGCAGGAAGGGGGGCUCCUGUCUCAAAACACGGGUAUUCGACAAUGGAUGCAAUUUCGCAGUUUGCAAAUUCAUCCCACUAUGCGAUUGGGAAGAAACGUGCCAAAACGGAAGAUGAGUACUUUGAUGAUGACGAUGAGCCUCAAUUGGCGUAUAUUCCGGCACCCAAUAGCCCAGGGGGGCAACCACAGAAGCCUGCUGGGAAUGAUGAUGAUGACGACGAUGAUCCCCUUGAUGCUUUUAUGGCUGGGAUUGAGCAACAAGUUGAGCGGGAGAGUCGUAAACCAACUGUUCCGGAUGAUGUGAAGGCAAAGGCAAAAGGAGUUCGUGGGGAUAUUGAUGAUGAAGACGACGAGGAGAGCUACUACAGGUACAUGGAAGAAAAUCCCAUGGCGGGAGUGGUAGAUGAGGGCUCAGAUGCAGAGAUGGAAUACGAUGAAGAUGGGAAUCCAAUACCACCCCCAAGGAGGAAGGAUAUAGAUCCUCUUCCACCGAUUGAUCACAGUGAGAUUGAGUAUGCUCCCUUUGAGAAGAACUUCUACGAUCCACACGAGGAGAUUGCAGCCCUUUCCGCUGCCCAGGUGGACAAUCUGCGCAAGGCUCUGGGGAUUAAGGUCACGGGGUUGGUGCCACCGCAUCCCGUUGCGAGUUUUGCGCACUUCAACUUCGACGAGAACCUCAUGAAGGCAAUCCGGAAGGCGGACUACACACAGCCCACGCCCAUUCAGGCUCAAGCCAUUCCCGCAGCCCUCGGGGGUCGUGACAUCAUUGGCAUUGCAAAGACUGGAAGCGGCAAGACGGCUGCCUUCAUUUGGCCCAUGUUGGUACACAUAAUGGAUCAGAAGGAACUCCAACCGGGCGAUGGACCCAUCGGGCUCAUCCUGGCGCCCACGAGGGAGCUCUCGCUGCAAAUCUACAAUGAGGCAAAACGCUUUGGGAAGGUCUACAACAUCUUCGUGGUGUGCUGCUACGGUGGAGGCUCCAAGUGGGAGCAGAGUAAAGCCCUGGAGCAGGGAGCUGAGAUUGUUGUUGCCACCCCGGGGAGAAUGAUUGACAUGGUGAAGAUGAAGGCAACAAACCUGAAGAGAGUCUCCUUCCUCGUACUCGAUGAGGCGGACAAGAUGUUCAACAUGGGAUUUGAGCCACAAGUUCGUUCCAUUUGCAACCACGUGCGUCCGGAUCGGCAGACACUCCUCUUCAGCGCCACAUUCAAGAAGCGCAUUGAGAAGCUUGCACGAGACGUCCUCACGGAUCCAGUGAGAAUUGUCCAGGGAGACUUGGGGGAGGCCAAUGAGGAUGUAACGCAGCACAUGCUGGUCUUCAGCAAUCCCACCCACAAAUGGAAUUGGCUCCUGGCUAAACUCGUGCAGUUCCUCUCCGAGGGCAGCAUUUUGAUAUUUGUGACGAAGAAGGCGGAUGCAGAGCAGGUGGCGAAUAAUCUGAAGCUGAAGGAGUACGAUCCGGUGUUGUUGCACGGAGACAUGGAUCAGGCGGAUAGGAAUCGCGUGAUAAUGAUGUUUAAGAAGCGCGAAGUGGACAUAAUGGUGGCAACGGAUGUGGCUGCUCGUGGUUUGGACAUCCCGCACAUUAAGACCGUUGUGAAUUACGACAUUGCUCGCGAUAUUGACACCCACACGCAUCGGAUUGGUCGAACAGGACGUGCUGGGGAGAAGGGAACCGCCUACACGCUCGUAACGGACAAGGAUAAGGAGUUUGCGGGACAUCUCGUGAGAAAUCUCGAAGGGGCUAAUCAGGAGGUGCCGCAGGAUCUACUCAAUCUCGCCAUGCAGAGCUCUUGGUUCCGGAAAUCGCGCUUCAAGAGCGGCAAAGCGAAGCCACUGAAUGUUGGUGGUGCCGGAUUGGGGUACCGUGAGCGCCCAAGUAGCAGUGGGGAUGCAUCUGGUGGUGCACAAGGAAGCAAUCAUGGUGUUGUGAGGCCCACAAAGGGGCCAGCAACUGAUCGUCUCUCAGCAAUGAAGGAAACCUUCAGGAAUCAGUACAAUUCACAGUUUAAGGCUUCUACGGAUCGCACCUGGGAGAAGACAUUGCCACCUCAGGGAGUUUUCGCUCCACCAUCACUUCCCGGAUCCGAAGCACAGCAAUCCUCCCAGGCGGAAACGAAGAAAGCGAAGAAAAGUCGGUGGAAUUAAUUGAAUUUUCACCAAAAACUUACAUUUUUUCAGCCUCUGCUUCGCAAUUUGUGUAAUUUAAAAACAUUUAAUAAAUUGAAUUGACUUUCUGCCAA